AUGGUUGAUUUUGAACAAGCGCUUUUAGGUGCGAUUGCAGACGUUUUCAAGGACAUCCGAAUAAGAGGCUGCUUUUUUCAUUUUGGACAAUGCAUAUGGAGAAAAAUACAGUGUAUCCCUGAAAUACGAGAAAAAUAUAUUUCAAAUGCUGACUUUGCCUUAAAUGUAAAACAGCUAAUGGCUUUAGCAUUUGUACCGAUACCUGACGUUGAAAAAAAAUUUGACGAGUUAAUGUCCCAAAGUUUUUUUGUAGAAAAUGAAGAACUAUUGUUUCCAUUGACAGACUACUUUGAAGAUACAUGGAUCGGCAGACCAAAUAGACGUAGAACUCGACGCCCACCUACAUUUAGUUUAGCACUGCGGAAUCAAUACGACGUAACACUUGCAGAUUUGCCAAAAACAAACAACUCCGUCGAAGGAUGGCACAGAGCAUUUUCGUCAUUGUUAGGUGCAUCUCAUCCAACAAUAUGGCGAUUAAUAGACGUAAUAAAAAAAGAACAAGGGUUAACGGAAAUAAAAAUCAAUCAAUUAAUAGCAGGGCAAGAACAGACGCGGUGUAAGUACUAUUUGUAA
Molecule: messenger RNA, 573 nt
Organism: Melanaphis sacchari
Lineage: Eukaryota; Metazoa; Arthropoda; Insecta; Hemiptera; Aphididae
Exons: 2
Coding region: 1-573 (190 amino acids)
Source: RefSeq, a predicted model, not a curated record